UUCCGAAGGAGAAAAAUUUGUUUGAUUUUCUGUAAAAGUUCCAACCAAUCAUUUUCAUUUGUCAAACUUUGUUGAUUUCGCCAGUCCUGCUUGUCUUCAAUCUGAAGACAGCGGUCCCCAGGAGGUUAAUAAUAGAUUUUAUGUUUUGUUAAUUUAUGAUACUGAAUCGAUUGAUUUAUUUUUCAAUUUUGAACUAUAAAAAUCAAAAACUACAUUUUGUAUAAACAAAUGAAUAUUUAUGUAUAAUAUCUUUGAAAAAAAAUUAUAUAAAUAAUUAUUUUAUUUAAACAACUGUACAACUCUAAUAAUAACAAGUAAUUCUUAUUUUUUUUUAAAUUUAAUUUUUUGUAUUUAAUCUUUAUUUAUUUAUUUUUAAUAUAAUUAGAUGAAACUUCAACAAUCUCCACAACAUCAAGGAAUGUAUAAUCCAUUAUCAAAAGAAAUUUUAUCAUUAAUGAAUAAACAAUUAAUAUUACCAUGGACACGUCGUCAUCGUUGUCGUACAUCACCAAGUCAAUGUUCAUUUUGUGAAGAAUAUAUUUUAUGGUUUUCAAUAUCACAAGAUAUAACUUACUUAAAUAUAUUUCACCACCAGCAGCAACAACAACAACAGCAGCAGCAACAACAACAACAAACAUUAAUUCAAUCAACUAGAUCAUCAAGCAAACCAAAAUUUACUAUUGAAAUGUCAUCAGGUGGUGAUCACCAUAGUUCAUCCUCAUCAUCAACAUCAUUAAAUAUUGAAGAAGACGCUGCUAUAAAUGUUAAUACAACAGCUCAAACAACAACAGCAUCAAUACCAGCAACAACAACAACACCAGAACUUAAAGUUGAAAAUAAUCCUGAUGGUGAAAUAUGGAUAAUAUCACAGGGUGUUUUUUAUUUUAAACUUAAUACACUUCAUAUACACUUACAAUUUUUUUAUUCUGUUCUUAAAGAAUUAGAUCGAGUUAUUGAUAUAGAUGCACUUUAUUAUUUAUUAUGUUGUUUAAAAUUAUUAAUUUUAAAUGAUGAAUGUUUAGAAACAGCAGCAAAAGAUAAUCGUGGUUUCCUUUCAUAUUGCCUUGAAAAAUUACUUGUUCCAGAUAUUUGGAAAAUCUUUGCAUUAGGGCAUGGUCAUUUAAAUGAAUGUUGUGUACCAUUACUUCUUCAUGCACUUAAUUAUGAACUUAGAAAAACUGCUUUAUGGAAUAUACUUGAACGAGAUUUUUCAAGUAUGCAUUGGAAAGUUCGUUCAUCAGCUGGUACACGUGUUAUUGCACUUUAUUCACUUCUUAAAUCAAAAUUAAUUAAAAAUAAUUAUAAUGUUCUUUCUGUACUUGCUUUUGCUUUUCUUAAUUUAAUAAUAUCAAUUGAAGAUGUUGAACCAACAUGUGCACUUGAAUUGCAAUUUGAUACAGUUAUAAAUGAUCGUUCAAUAAUAUUACAUCGUUUAUCAAAACUUUAUUCAAUAUUAUUACGUAAUAAUUCAACAAUAAAAAUUUUUAGAUGGGAUUUUUUUCUUAAUCGUUUUGAUACAUUAUCAAUUGAAUCACAAAUAAGUAUGGAAGAAUCAGGUGAAUUAAUAAGUCCACAAAGUAUUGCUGGUUUUAAUACUCAAAGUGAACAUUUUAUACGAAAAUUAAAUCAAAUACGUUUUGCUAUGGCUAAAACAGAUUCAAUUAAACCAAUAUCAUCAUAA
Messenger RNA from Rotaria sp. Silwood2, 1681 nucleotides. The record is from the annotation of a GenBank genome assembly. NCBI's taxonomy places the organism in Eukaryota, Metazoa, Rotifera, Eurotatoria, Philodinida, Philodinidae.